Molecule: messenger RNA, 1883 nt
Organism: Rana temporaria (common frog)
Lineage: Eukaryota; Metazoa; Chordata; Amphibia; Anura; Ranidae
Gene: NTF4
Product: neurotrophin 4
Exons: 2
Coding region: 493-1200 (235 amino acids)
Biological process (GO): nerve development; nerve growth factor signaling pathway; regulation of neuron differentiation
Molecular function (GO): nerve growth factor receptor binding; growth factor activity
Source: RefSeq, a predicted model, not a curated record
UCCCAGGCAGGGACCUCUGAGCACAACUAGACCCACCCAGGUAUUUUGCCCACUGGCCUGGGUGUUAUUAUCAGGGUGAAAUUAUCUCCAGAAAGGGGAGUGGAGAAGCAGACACGUCACCAGAAGACAAUCUGUGUGUGUGAGUGGAGUGUGUCUGCCUCCUGCCUGCUGGGACCUCUCUCUCCUGUGUGAGGAGUACAACGAUCAGUCCCUGGGAGGGAGGGAGGCAGCUCAGUGCUGGGACCUCUCCUGGAGGAGAUCGGCAAGAAUGACUGCUCUGUCCUGCCUGCUGACACCAACUCUGCCUGCAAGGAUUGUCAGCAAGGUGUCCUGAGAGAGAGAGAGGUGACCCUACCGGCCCUGAUCUGUCCCAUCUCAUCCCUGGAUUACCACCAACAAAAGUCCCUGAGAUCUCUUCUCCGAUCACAUGUGUGCUGGAGGAGCCGACUGCCUACUCUCUGCUGGAGCAAGUUGUUUGAGGUGGAUUAAGUAAUGCUCCUCCGCCUUUAUGUCAUGGUGAUCUCAUACCUUUGUGCCAUCAACGCUGCCCCUUUCCAAAACCAGAACACUGAUCGGGAUUAUGGCCCCAACAAUUCCUCCUUCACGUCAGACCAAUUGCAGGAAACCUAUAACUUCACUGACGGACUCCAUGAAGGGAUCUUCCCAGACUUGGCAACUACAUAUCCUGAAAUGACGGGUAAAGAAUGGAACCUGUAUUCCUCAAGAGUGGCUCUGUCCAAUCAGGAGCCCUCUGGACCUCCCCUUUUGUUCUUGGCAGAAGAGAACAUUGCACAGUCAGAGCCAGCAAAUAGGACUUCACGGGUGAAACGGGCACAGGGGUCCGAUUCCAUUAGCCUUUCGAGAAGGGGAGAACAGUCAGUGUGUGAUAGCAUAAACAUCUGGGUAACUGAUAAACGACAGGCAAUAGAUAUUCGGGGGAAGACUGUUUCUGUCUUGUCUGAAAUUCAGACACUCACAGGACCCUUAAAGCAAUACUUUUUUGAGACCAAAUGCAACCCUCAAGGUAGCACAACCAAUGGUUGCCGAGGGGUGGACAAAAGACAAUGGAUAUCAGAGUGUAAACCAAAACAGUCGUAUGUACGGGCACUAACUAUGUUGGACAAGAUGGUGGGCUGGCGCUGGAUUCGGAUUGAUACAGCUUGUGUCUGCACCCUGUUGAGCAGGAGUGGAAGGACGUAGAAUUAGGGAGGGCAGAGGAUAUUCCGCCCCUUGGUUUACUGUGGUAAGGAGAAGCUGAUGGAGUUAAUGUUGUUUUUCUUUAAGCUGUUUACAGUAGGGCCUUACAGCCUGCAUCACACAUUCCUGGAGUCAUGCCACAAACCCAAAGCCUUAGAGGAUGGAAAAGUCACCAACAGCUGCCAUCAGGAGUCAUUUAACUUUACCAUGUUGGGAAGGAGCACAAAACCGGAGACAGGCAGACUGCAUUACCCGGACCGUGCAGGACAAAAGUGUCACCUCUCAGUGCCGUCUAAAUUUAGUGCCUUUUCAUUUUGAAUUUGCACAGUAGACUGUUAGUAUGAAUUUCAUGGCAAGUUCCAGAGGCCGGGCAGGCUUAGCAUCUGUCUAACCAACAGCCUGUGUGUUCCUUUUUACCUAUUCAAUCUCAGCAUCCGAUUUACUUGUCUGCGAAGGACAAUACGUCACUAGGUAUUGACGCUUGAAAUAAAAGACUUGUUUGCCUUUGGUUAUUAAAUGUGCAGAGUGGAGCUGCUAGAAAAUGUGUUUAUUUUUCCUGCCGCCCAAGCAGUCCACGUUGUAAGCUAUUAUAAAAUGGUUAUUCUAUUUGUAAAUUUUUAUAUAUCUAUAAAUAUAUAAAUAUAUGUGUAUAUAUAUUGAGAAAUAUAACUUAUUGUCAUUUUGUU